This is a messenger RNA of Podarcis lilfordi (Lilford's wall lizard), 11672 nucleotides long. The record is from the annotation of a GenBank genome assembly. NCBI's taxonomy places the organism in Eukaryota, Metazoa, Chordata, Lepidosauria, Squamata, Lacertidae.
AAACCAUUUCCAGUUUCUCUUUUGAGCAGUAAGUUCCCAUGGUCCAGCAGCUGAGAUCAGUUUAGACUUCCCAGUAAGGUGAUUGUGAAAAGACGUGCUUCCCUGCUCGUUCUCUGAGCUUCUGUAGAAGACUCUUGUAGAGAUUGCCUUGGAGGGGAAGACCAUAUUCAAAGCUAGAGAUAUCGAAGGAGAGUUUCCAAGGAGGUGGAAUCAAGGUGGAGAAAGACCCCUCUCGACAUGGAAGUUCUUUUUCUCGUUCCUGUGCUAGGUAUGUCUUGCUACUUUCUGAUAACCCCAGCCUCUGGUCCUGCUCUGCUCUGUUCUGUCCACUUACCAUAUUUGAAUAGAGAAGCACUGGCAAGAAUGAGCGAUAACGGCAGCAACAAACACACCAGCUGCCUCAGAGGAAAAGGGUCUAUUGCUUUUUAUAAAUUUCUUCACUUCCUUUCUUUCUCUGUCAACUGCUGUCAUCUUUCUCUUCUCUUAUCUUCUUUCACUCUCUGUCCUUCAUCGCCUGCCUUGUCUUUGUUUUCUCUCUCCUUUCUCCUUUCUCCUCUCACCUUCCACUUUUCCUGUUCUUUCUCUGUUGUCACUUACGGUCAUCUCAACUUUCACAAUCUUCCUGUUUCCACUUCCUCUCCACUCAUACAGUUUUCUACAUUCUCUCUACCUUCUCAAACUUUUCUGUACUUCAGCCUUCUACUUCAAUUCACCUGCUCAUUAUUGCCUUUUUAUCUCCCUCUCAUUUCCCUUCUUCCUUUGCUCACUUUCUUCCAUCUCGUGUCAUCUUCACUGCUGCCUUUAAUUCACCUCUCUGUCAUUUAGGACCCCUCCUAAUAUCAGCUUUCCUGAAAUAAAAAUGAACAGGGUUUCUGGGAAGGUUCAUCACCCUCAGCACCCAAUACAGACGGCAGUUGUUAUUUGUUGCUCCUUGGUUGAAGUUUGAGGAAACUUCCCAGAUUCUGCUACACUGAAGCAACAUAUUCGGGUAGUUCCAUAACAAACAAAAAGCUUUUUUCUCCUUUUUCUACAUAAUGCCAUUUUAUAAUUCUUUUUAAAAGCAACUAGAUAAAACUAACCUUGAUUCCAAAUCAACACUGAAAUAUUAAAGAUGCAAACUUACUUGAGAACAGGACCAAUUAAAAUAAAUAGGCCUUACUUCUAAGUAGACAUGCAUAGGAUUUGAAUGUUAAUUUAAUUACAAUUACUAAGGUUCUCUCUCCCUGGUGAGCUGCAUUUCCUUCCCCUUUCCUGUAGGUUUUGUUUUCUUUUUUACAUCUUCUGUGGAUGCCUUCCCCGCCCUUUCUCACAACUGCCGGUCUGCCUGCCCUCUCCAUGUAUCAACUUUCCUGAACUCAGAUGUACAGAAAAUAAAACUGAUUUUUUUCCUCUCUCAGUGCCCUCAGAACAUAAUACAGGCAGAAGUGGAGAGGGGAGGAGAUAUAAAAACCUCAACAGGACUGAACAUAGGUAGAGUUCAGACAUAACUACACAAAGCAACAAUUUCAUCUUAUCCAGUAUUUUAGGCAUGUUUGCCCAUUAAGUUCCGCUAGAAUCUCCACACCAUUUCCCCCCAACCCAAUCCUUCUGUUCCAAGCAAAUAGAAGUCACUGAAUAGCAGUCUUUACUGGUGAAUAAACCCUCACAUCUCUAGAAUUGGGGCUGCCUGGAUUCAUUGCUCCCUGAGUGUUUCACCACCAACAGCUGCAACCAUUCCAGUGCUUCUUUUCUAUACAGUUGAGUCCUGUGGCUUCUAGGCUUCACACCACAACCAGCUUUAUAUGAUUCAGUGAGGCUGCAAUAGUCAGUUAAAUAGCCUCUUCUCAAGCCAGGCAGCGUGUUUCCACUAUGUGGGAGCAAGGCUGGGCUGGUGCAAAAUAAAGAGGGAACUCUCUCAUAUAACAUACCUUCCAAGUGCCCUGGAAAAAGCAUCACAUCCUGUAUUUUCUCACAUAACCUCUGUGGCCAUUUUGGGUGUCAUGAUCUGUCAUGCUCUCACCUCAAAGAAACACUUUUCCCGGGGCCACAACCCCACACAGCUCCCAAAAAGUCAUGCUUUGGAGGCACGGUACAAUAUCUUGUGAGGCACGUGUCAUGUGAGUCUCCCAGGAACACGUCCUCUUCCAGCUUUGCAUUGGAAGAAGUUGGAAGGUAAGACAUAAGAAAGGGAAAUAAAAGACUGCAGCCUCCAGGUUGGACUGAAGGGUUUGCGUGGAGAUGGCAGUUUUUCUGUGACCCGCCUGGCGUGGCCGUGCAGCCGACCUGUGGGUACAGACCCAUUGGCUGAAGACCUAAAGCUAAGGUCUAAAGGGAUAUAUUGUUGCAGCCUUCUUGAAGCUAUGCAGGUCUGGGGUCUGGUCAAUGCUUGGAUGGGAGCCUACCUAAUACAUAUGCUCCCUUGAGUCAAAUAUAACAUGUAAAUAAUCUUCCAGGCUUAUUUAACCAGUUCCAUCCCUCCUUUUUUAUUUCUCUCUUUCAGUUUUCCUGCAUCUUGUUCCACAGCCAGCAUCAUCUGCAGGUAACAUUCCAACUUCUUGCCAGUGAGCUGUUGAUGUGGAGAAGACCAGAGUGUCUCUAGAGGAGAAUCCUUGUCUCUUUUGUGCUCUUUUAGCAACCCAGCACCCCCUCCAGCUGCUUUGUAGUUCCCCCAAGUAUGCUAGUAACUUCACUCUUAUAUGUGGGUACUUUUCAGAAGCAAACUGUACCAAACUUACAAAUCCCAGUGCUACCUCCACCCCCCUUUUGCAACAUCAUUGUGUAUUAUAAAAGCGAAGUCACCCUCCAAGUGUGAAUCCUUAUGUAGGUAAAAUGAAACAUAUACAGUGGUAGGUAAAGGUAAAGGUACCCCUGCCCGUACGGGCCAGUCUUGACAGACUCUAGGGUUGUGCGCUCAUCUCACUCUAUAGGCCAGGAGCCAGCGCUGUCCGCAGACAUUUCUGGGUCACGUGGCCAGCGUGACAAUCUGCAUCUGGCGAGCCAGCGCAGCACACGGAACACCGUUUACCUUCCCGCUAGUAAGCGGUCCCUAUUUAUCUACUUGCACCCGUGGGUGCUUUCGAACUGCUAGGUUGGCAGGUGCUGGGACUGAGCGACGGGAGCGCACCCCGCCGCGGGGAUUCGAACCGCCGACCUUUCGAUCGGCAAGUUCUAGGCGCUGAGGCUUUUACCCACAGCGCCACCCGCGUCCCCAUAUACAGUGGUACCUUGAGUUAAGUACUUAAUUCAUUCUGGAGGUCCGUUCUUAACCUGAAACUGUUCUUAACCUGAAGCACCACUUUACCUAAUGGGGCCUCCUGCUGCUGCCACGCUGCCGGAGCACGAUUUCUGUUCUCAUCCUGAAGCAAAGUUACUAUUUCUGGGUUAGCGGAGUCUGUAACCUGAAGCAUCUGUAACCAGAAGUGUAUGUAACCCAAGGUACCACUGUACCCAUGUUUAGGAGCAAAGCUGCUGGCAUGCUUGGGGAAAACUGCAAGGUUUGCAGAAGUAAAAAAUAUAUAUAUUUAGGAGGGGAGGGGAUGGAAUGAAAAGUCCUGAAGCAGAGCUGGGCUGAAUAAGACAGUUUGCAGAAACACACAAAUAAAUUUUAAAAGUAUGUGGGGUGGGGUGGAGUAACCUGGAACAGGGCAAGGCUAAAACAGAGCACCCCACACUGUGACAGUUCGUUUCGGGUUCCACUUGUUUGCCUGCCACUGAGAUCCCUCUGCUUUUCUUCCAGGAUCUCUCCCUCCACCCAAACUCUCAGUACAGACAAAUUAUCCCAAAUACUUUGAAGGCGAGAGGAUUGUGCUCAUAUGCUCAGCUUUCCUAAACAGGACAGUGGAGGGAUACAGGUUCUUCAAUCAGGACGGGCAACAGAUUCUCAAAAUGGCUGCCGACCCUUAUCAAAAGGGCAGACUGAUUUUUAGGGCUGAAAUGAGCAAGAUGGGAAAUUACAGCUGUGAUUACUGGAUCGGGAAAGCUGAUACAGAGGUCACAUCUGCCCGAAGCAACUCUAUCUCCCUACAAGUGAAAGGUAGGUUUCUAGUUCCUGGGACGUUGGUGGCCUGUUCCAAUGCUGAGAAGCCUUAGUGAUGAUCUGUCCGAUUCAUUUUCUUCUCCUCUGCCACUUGCUACAUCUGGUGUCCCCAAUUUGUUGUCCUCUGACACCCCUCUUGAUGACUGACAAGGGCCCAUGCCCUCCCAGUUUUAUCAUUCUUUCUUUUUUAAGUGGGUUGUUUGGCUGGGGGUGUCCUCAUUGCUAGCCGGUGGCCUGUUUCUUUUGUUUGUGCUUUGUUUUGGUACACAUGUAGAUAUUUUGCAUGGCUUUUUUUUGCGGGGGGGGGAUAGAGUUUCUAGACAUUGUCCGUUCCUCCCCUGUGAAAUGGGAUUUGUUGUUGUUGCUGCUGCUCAUGACUAAGAAAUUGUCAUUUCCCAAUGUGAGCCUGGACCCAGAAAGUCUGGGGACCCCAGUGUUAGAAACCUACAGCCUUGCUCAGGGUGGGGUAAAGGUAAAACUAAAGGUACCCCUGACCAUUAGGUCCAGUCAUGGACGACUCUGGGGUUGUGCGCUCAUCUCGCUCUAUAGGCCGAGGGAGCCGGCGUUCGUCUGCAGACAGCUUCCGGGUCAUGUGGCCAGCAUGACUAAGACUGGUUCUGGAGAACCAGAGCAGCACAUGAAAACACCAUUUACUAUCCUUUAUCUACUUGCACUUGACGCGCUUUUGAACUGCUAGGCUGGCAGGAGCUGGGACUGAACAAUGGGAGCACACCCCAUUGUGGGGAUUCGAACUGCCGACCUUCCGAUCGGCAAGCCCUACCUAGGCUCUGUGGUUUAGACCCAGGUGGGGUAGAGGUGGAUAACUAUGCAGAAUACAAAUGGCAUGAUUAGAAGAGUUUGGAUUUGAUAUCCCGCCUUUCACUCCCUUUAAGGAGUCUCAAAGCGGCUAACAUUCUCCUUUCCCUUCCUCCCCCACAACAAACACUCUGUGAGGUGAGUGGGGCUGAGAGACUUCACAGAAGUGUGACUGGCCCAAGGUCACCCAGCAGCUGCAUGUGGAGGAGUGGAGACUCGAACCCGGUUCCCCAGAUUACGAGACUACCGCUCUUAACCACUACACCACACUGGCAAAUCACAGGUUUAAAAUAAAGAACAAAAUAAAUGCCUUGGGUGGAAGGUGGCAGCCAUCAGCUUAAUCUUUCCCUCCCUAGAAACAAUCUCAGCAAAAAUCAGGCAAACACACAUAUACACUAUUAGCUUUCAGGUGGGGGAACCUCUCACUGUUAUCUAACACACUUUAAGGAGGACCCUUUCUGUACUUUUGUAGCCCUGAAAGUGUAGAAUGAACAAACGUAUUGCAAAUGCACUCAUUUGCUGCAAAAAUAAAGCAAAAAUAAUACAGUGGUACCUCGGGUUAAGUACUUAAUUUGUUCCGGAGGUCCGUACUUAACCUGAAACUGUUCUUAACCUGAAGCACCACUUUAGCUAAUGGGGGCCUCCCACUGCUGCCGCGCCGCUGGAACACGAUUUCUGUUCUCAUCCUGAAGCAAAGUUCUUAACCUGAAGCACUAUUUCUAGGUUAGCGGAGUCUGUAACCUGAAGCGUAUGUAACCUGAAGCGUAUGUAACCCAAGGUACCACUGUUAUAAUAACCUUUUGGGAAAAUUAUAGCUUCAGGUGGCUAUUUUCAGCAGAAAAAAACAGUGCAGAAGUGUUGUGCCUGCAAGGUGCCCCCGUCAAUAUGAUGGAGGGAAGGAAGCUUUGCUGUAUAUAUAUGUGCUUCUCUAACUGGAAUAAUCUCUCAAGAGCUCAAUGGCCUCUGCACACUAAGUAUGACUUAGGUGAAUAUUAGUCCUUUUUUAUGUUUUCAAUUUUUUUACUGCAGAGAAGAGAAACUGAGUUUGCAGGAAGUUUCCCAGCCGCCCAAAUAAAAAAUGUUUAGGCAACUACUUUCAUUCUUAGUUAUCAGUUUCGGUGAAAAGAAACUAAACUUGUUGGGAAAAUGUGGAAAGGAGCAGCAAAACCACUAAGUGGCAGCAAAGGCUAGGUUAUGCAACCUGAAUGCUCCUUUUGACUCUUUUCCUGCUAAGCUUCAAAUUCAAAUUUCCGGGUUGUUGCCAACUAUUUAAUGAGCCCAAAUGAGCCGUGUUAAUUAGCUAUUCUGAGUAGUGCUAGCGUUGAAUAAAACCCCCAGAUCCCUUUCAUUGUACGUACAAAGUUGGAUAGGAACAUUUUAGUGCAACUCUGAGACAGGAGUGUGAACAUGUUGGGAAUGUGGGCUUGGGAGAGCACAUCUUUGUUUGGAAUUCUAUCCUGCCAUGUGAUACCCAAAAUCCUCCUGACACAGUGCAUGUGGAAGGCGUUGGGGCACCGCUGCUGAUGGCUGUAAGUUGCCCACAGCUCACUUCCAUAAAGCACCAUUCUCAACACUCAAGCCUGCUAGACCUUUAUCUUGGUGUUGGACGCUAGCAUCACGUUCUCCCAUACCCUUUCGGAGAGGUGAGCCAUUGCCGUAGCUGCCUUGCCAAUACGCUGAUUAUGGUGGAACCCAAGUGGAAUCCAACACUGUCUACUAUCUCAAGUGUAUAGUCACCAGUGCUGAUGCAUGGAGUGCUGGUGACAUCCUGACCCAAGAUGUGGGUCUUUAUCUGUAUCUUUAGGCACACUUUGCCCUAAUCUAUGUAUUUUUGUACACAUCCCUUGGCUAGAGAACCGCAUUUCAAAAUUCAGAGAAGUGUGGCUGUGUUUUAGUUUUUCUGUAGUUUUAGAAAGUGCAAAUCAGUUAGGUUCACCUUUAUUUAUUUUUUUAAUGUUUUUAUUAGCAAUUUCAACAUAACAACAUAUCAAAACAUAUCAUAUUCAUUAUUUUUCCCCCUUUACCCCCUCAAAGCCUCCCUCCUCCCCAGACUUCCCUCAGCUCCUGUCUCUGAUUUCUCAACCCAUAUUAUUCUCUGCAUGUUAUAAAAUUAUACAAAUCCUCACAUUAUCUAUCUACCAUGUUAUCAAUCAGUACAUCUAUGUAUGUUUAUUCAAAACCUGCCAAGGAGUCCAAUUCAUUUUGUUGUCUUUUUAAGUAAUUUGUGAAAAGUUCCCAUUCUUCUUUAAAGUCACAGUUGUCCUUAUCUCACAGUUUGUAUGUCAGUUUGGCCAGUUCUGCAUAGUUCAUAAUUCAGAGAAGUGUGGCUGUGUUUUAGUUUUUCUGUCAUAUUAGAAAGUGCAAAUCAGUUAGGUUCACCUUUAAAUAGGAACUAAAUCACAUUUCUCCUCCACCCUUCAAUUAUUUCAUUGCAAGCCUAAAAUCUGAUGUCUAAAAAUGCUUCCCUGCCCUCACCCUAUCUCUCUCUCUCUCUUCCCACCCUCUCUCUCCACCCACCCAACCAUUGCAAGCAUACUUCAGGGUGGAGGAGUUUAGCUAGCCGCUGUCUCUGUGUUACACGAAGCAAUCUCAACCCUGGGCGUUUAUCUUUCUUUCCCAGAAGCCCCGGAAGCCCCCUCCCUCUCUUUAAACCCCAGCCUCCUUGAGUACAACCUGGGAGAUAAUGUCAGCCUUGUGUGCUCAGCUCCGCCUGAAAGAAAGGAAGUCAAGGAGUUCCAGUUUUAUAGCGACAAAGAGGAAAUAUCAGUUGUGCCUCCAUAUGGCAAUGUCUACACUCACAACAUGAGCAUCAUGGAACCCAAAGAUGUGGGAAGCUUCAUGUGUGGCUACGUAGUGGACCUCUCUGGAAGAAAAGUUAUUUCAAAGAAGAGUAAUUCUGUCACCAUUGUUCAAACAGGUAAUCUCCAGAUUUAUUUAUUCAUCUGCCUAUCUAUCUAUCUAUCAUCUAUCUAUCUAUCUAUCUAUCUAUCUAAUCUAUCAUCUAUAUCUAUCAUCUAUCUAAUUUAUUUAUUUACCUGCCUUUAGCCAAUAAAGGCUCUCAGGGCUGCUUAGGGGGAAAAGAUCAAUAUUAAGAUGGGCCCUGCCCUCAGACUUACAAUCCAAAAAUAAAAAAGACACGACACGCAAAGUAAAAGGGAGUCAGAGGGAGAAGGAAAAUGCAAGCUGAAGUAAACGUUCUUAAAGUUGCAGAUCUUAUUGCACAGUUAACAAAAUUAAUUCUUCACUGGUGGCUGCUUCUUGUCUUCUCAUUGAUAAAGAACUUGCUUUGUUUUGAAGCACUCUUCCUCCACAGAUCACAUGUGAGAGCAGAGCCAAUGCCCAGCCAGGAGGGUAGGGCAGCUUCUACCACACAGUUAUUUCUCAGACAUGCUGCUUGAGUUGCAUCUGACAAUCCCCACUGGAAAUGGUUCCCUUCCAUCACAGAUGCACAAACCUUUGACUGGAUUUUUCCAGCUGGCCGUGGGGAAAGCAGGGAAUGGGGCAAUGCUAUCUCUCUUGCAAACCUAUCUUCCAUAGAUUUGGUUGCGAGAUCAAGAAUUGAUAAGAAAGGUAAAUCACAUGGCGAGAUUCUGUAGAAAUAACACUCGGAGAGUCUGCCAAAAUGACUAAGAAGCAUUGGGUGGCCCAAACCAAUAUCCACAAAGUCUUAUCUGAUUCUGAAUAAGAGGACCCAACUUGCGUGAAAUGUGGCAUCUUUUCAUUACACUCUGUAACCAGAAACUCUUUUUCUUAGUCAACGGGAACUUAGUCAACUUUUCCAGCUGGAAACGGAUGGUGGCCAUUGGUGGCUUCUUCUUCACCAUUAACAGCCUCAUCUUCCUCAUCUCCCAUUUGUGUUUUUAAACCACAGGUAAGUGAAAUGUGUAAACAUUUCCUUUUGAACAUGUACUUUGGAGCACGUGUGGCCCAAUACAUUUUUUGGGUUUAAGGGUUUAAGAUGAUUCAGUUUCACUGAAAACCACUGUGGUGUUAGAUGUGUGAUGGUGAGGCUUCCGAGACUUGAGCCUUCCAUCAUGCAAAGCAGAGAUGAGAAACCGUUGCUGGACUAUGUCCCCUACCAUCCCAGAUUAUUGGCUUUGCUAGCUGUUGAAGUCCAGCAACAUCUGGGUGGCAACAGGUUAUCCAUCCCUGAUUGAGCCCAGAGUUGUCUUCCUUGAUUGGCCAUGACAUUCCAGAUCCCUUUCUCACCACAUGUGGAGGCUGCGGGGAGUGGGGGCAUUGCCUCUGAGGCUUUCUGUGUGGCAAGGGAUUCAGGAUCAUGACAUAGGGAUAGUUAUAUCUAAACCAUUGGGACGUGGGUGGUGCUGUGGGUUAAACCACAGAGCCUAGGACUUGCCGAUCAGAAGGUUGCGGUUCGAAUCCCCGCGAUGGGGUGAGCUCCCGUUUCUCGGUCCGUGCUCCUGCCCACCUAGCAGUUCGAAAGCAUGUCAAAGUGCAAGUAGAUAAAUAGGUACCGCUCCAGUGGGAAGGUAAAUGGCAUUUCCAUGUGCUGCUCUGGUUCGCCAGAAGCGGCUUAGUCCUGCUGGCCACAUGACCCGGAAGCUGUACGCCAGCUCCCUCGGCCAAUAAAGCGAGAUGAGUGCCGCAACCCCAGAGUUGGUCACGACCUAAUGGUCAGGGGUCCCUUUACCUUUAUAUCUAAACCAGCCUGGGUCCCAGCACCUCUCUAGCAAGCUUCACUUUAUUUAUUUAUUUAUUUAUUUAUUUAUUUAUUUAUCCGAACUGGUCCCAUUCCCAAAGCAUUCCACCUCAAGCGUCACAACACUGGGAGUUGGGGAGGGAAAUGGUUGGUCUGGGUUGCAUCUUUGCCUUGAGGUUAUGAUCCAGGGAAGUCUCUCAUCUCUCGCUAUUUUUAAAAUCAUGUUUAGGUCUCCUCUUCAGGUGACUAUAAUAGUCAUCUUUGUCCGACUGAUGACAGUCCGACCUCAGCUCUUCAUCAACCCGAUUGUGGAUUCAUUCACCAAAUGAGCCAGCUUCCCCCAUAAAUCACAUAACCAGGAGGAAAAAUCUGGAUCCAUCUUCCACAAAAGAGCACAAACAGAGGGCUGUGGGGUGGAAACCAAGUUCUGGGGCAUGACAUUUGCUGGGGAAAUCAUUUUGGUUGCUAUGUCUCUACAGGCUUUAUCACAUAUUAUAAGUGACUUGCUGCAGCAAUUGUUUCAGGGGAGGGGGGGAAAUUGAUGGCUUUGAACAAUCAUUUUGUUGUGUAAACCUGUCACAGGAAUGAGGACCUUCUGGCCCUGCAAUGUUGCUGAAUUUCAAUUUCCAUCAGCUUCAGUCAGUUUCCUGAUCCCUGCUCUAACAUGUGGCUUCCCCCUCCUCCUUUUUUAAAAUGAAAAAACAAAAACCAAUUCAUCGAAAGCAAUGACUACAACUACUCAGGUCCUUCCAACCUUUGGGACAAUUGCUUUGAAACUUGUACUUUUCUUUUCAACAUUCUCCUCUCAGUAUUAGUGGCUGUCUGAUACACCUAGAUCAGCCCUAACAUUUGUAAAUAUAUUUCACUCCCUCAAUAAACAUGAACAAUUUUUACAUUAUUAUUAUAAUCAUUUUGCUAAAAACAACAACAGAAAGAAAGAAAGAAAGAAAAAUCAGUACCACACUAGUUGCAAUGAAACUAGACAGGGUGUCACUAUGGGAAAUGAGCAUGCUCUCUAUCAAACAAACAUGUCUCUUUCUGGAUUCUUUCUAAGUAUUAUUAUUAUUAUUAUUAUUAUUAACAACAUAUUAUUAACAUUAUUAACAUUGAAGAUCCCAGGGUGGUUUACAAUGCCUACUAAUAAAUACAGAUAGUAUUCUGCAAUCAGAGACAUAUUCCUGGCUGCUAUUUGGUGAUCCACUCUUCACUCCCCUUUUUCAUUGUGUAUGAAAAGGUUUAAAAAGUAAUGCCUGCGCUGUCUUCAUCACACUCAGUGCUGCUAGCAUUUUGCAGCAGUUCACUUUCCACCAAAUACUCCGUUGUCCAUCUCACUAUUGUCUGCUAUGCACACACACACUCACUCAAGAAAAAUCUGGGAAAAUGUGUCAUCUGACUGGGUGGUUGUGUUCUGGACUGAAACAAGCAAGUUUGGAAGUGCCAGACUGAGUUAGUCUAUCAAAAAUGGAUCUCCCACUGGAUUGAUUGGAACUAAGGUGGCAGGCAGGUGGAGCCUGGCUAACAGCAAGGUAAGUUUGGUGGGGCAGUGACCCAUUUGCCCCAAUGCACCAGCCUCCACUGGCUCCAAUUCUCUCCUGCAACAAAACCUCUUCUCUCUGCAUUUCUGCUGGCUGGAGCAGAUCAUGUGUUGAGCAUACGAACAAAACAGGAAUUAUCAACACAGUUAGCAGGUCAAGUGCUGACUCCUCUGAAGGAAAGCUUUGCUUCUGCACAUGACUGUGGCAUGAUGGGAAGUCUUGCUUCUAAGCUUUUCUUCUGCACAUGCUGCACAACCCGUUCUAAUACCAAGACAUUCCCUCAUCUCCCUAGAAUGUUCAGUUCAUAUUGAGUUCAUGAAAACAUUAUACUCUGACCUGUUCUUAAUGCAUAGUUGACCACAUCUACGGAACGCGAUUGUUAUAUUCUUUCAUGUUAUGAUCAAUCAUUAGUAAUUGUUUUAGUCUUGCUAUAUCAAUCACUAGUUAUAAUUUAAUUAGGAGGUUUCAUGCCUGUCUAGUUCUGUGCUCCCUUUCCCAACCUUUAAUCUAUUGGUGAUUACUGUAAUCUUUGCUUUGUACUUGUGUUAACCAAUCAGCAAUAAGCACAUAUGUGGCAAAUGCUGUAAGAUUCAAUAAAAGGGACUCUCCGAGACUUGCUCUAGAGAUGCCUCCCGUAUGAGACCUU